UUUACUUUGACUUGGUGGGGUGUGGCUUUCGUCAAUUCGCAGUUCAAUCGCGGCACUUCCUCGAACAAGGGAAGGGAGGUUUCAAUUUGAGUGACAGAUAAAAAACUCAAUUCAUUCCCUUCACAACCAUAUCUCACAAUCUUUCAUUUCUAAAUCCAAACCUCAAAACCCUAAUUCAAAUGGAAGCCAGAGAGACUUUGAGUUCCAUCAACGGUGAUUUCGAGUUCGGUAGCAGCGAUCGAAGAUUCGCGUUUUCGCGCCAAUCUUCGUUUCAGCAGCAACAACCUCACACGCCAAUUUCCAUCGGUUCGGGACCAUUCCUUUCCCGAACUGAUUCCAGCAUCGACAUCCCCCCGCGUGGCCACCACAACUACUGGUCCGCGCGUGACCAAAAACCCUCUCCCUCGCCGCGGAGAUCGUCUUUUCCUUCCUUCGUUUUCUCCGUUUUUCGAAACAUUAGGUCUGGCCAUAGGUAUAUGAAGAGAUUGUUUUUUAUGAUCUCCCUCAACGUAGCCUACUCCACCGCCGAAUUGCUCACUGGCCUCUUCACUGGCCGUGUUGGUUUGGUGUCUGAUGCAGUUCACUUGACUUUUGGAUGUGGUCUACUCACGUUUUCGUUGUUUGUUAUGGCUGCAUCUAGAAAGAAAGCCGAUCGAGAGUAUACUUAUGGGUAUAAAAGGCUGGAAGUGUUGUCUGCGUUUACAAAUGCCCUGUUUCUUUUGUUUAUGUCAUUCUCCCUAGCAGUUGAAGCACUACAUGCAUUCAUACAAGAUGAAUCAGAGCACAAGCAUUACUUGAUUGUUUCUGCAGUGACCAAUUUAUUUGUAAAUCUCAUUGGUGUAUGGUUCUUCAGAAACUAUGCUCGGAUAAAUCUUGCUUACAGAAAUGCGGAAGAUAUGAAUCACCACUCUGUUUUCCUGCAUGUUCUUGCUGAUUCCAUUCGCAGUGCAGGUCUGAUAUUGGCAUCCUGGUUAUUGUCAAUUGGGGUUCAGAAUGCAGAAGUCUUGUGUUUGGGACUUGUUUCUGCUGCAGUUUUCAUACUUGUUCUGCCUCUCUUUAGGGCCACUGGUGGUAUCUUGCUCCAAAUGUCUCCUCCCAGCAUCCCAACUACUGCUUUUAACAAAUGCUUGAGACAGAUUUCUGCUCGGGAAGAUGUAAUGGAAGUCUCCCAGGCUCGCUUUUGGGAAUUGGUGCCUGGUCAUGUUGUGGGUUCACUAUCAAUACAGGUAAAGAAGGGGAUGAACGAUCGCCCAAUACUAGAAUUUGUGCAUGGUCUAUACCAUGAUCUGGGUGUGCAGGACCUCACGGUGCAGAUUGAUGAUCCGUGAAAGGAUAGCAAGAUUUCUUAUUUAACAGGG
Molecule: messenger RNA, 1358 nt
Organism: Abrus precatorius (Indian licorice)
Lineage: Eukaryota; Viridiplantae; Streptophyta; Magnoliopsida; Fabales; Fabaceae
Product: metal tolerance protein C2
Exons: 11
Coding region: 180-1328 (382 amino acids)
Biological process (GO): transmembrane transport; zinc ion transport; intracellular zinc ion homeostasis
Cellular component (GO): membrane; Golgi apparatus
Molecular function (GO): zinc ion transmembrane transporter activity
Source: RefSeq, a predicted model, not a curated record